AUGUCUCGCAACAUUCGCAGAAUGGCUACCGCCCCCAAGCGCCCCAAGCGCCGAGACUCUGACACCACCUCCGCAUCCUCCUUUGAUCUUUCAGAUGACGAUGGUUACUCUGCCGUCGAAGACAUUAGCGAUUCCGAAGACGAUGACGAGGACGAUGUCGAUGCGGUCGAGGAGGAGAAUAUUCGCACAGAAGCUGUUACAGUCCCUCUGACCUCCCCUCGACCGCCCACUGACGACGGCAACGACGAAGAAGACGAUGAUGAAGAAGUCUCUGAUCAAGAAGUGGAAAUUGAACUCGACGUUUCAGUCAAUGGUAACGCCGAUUUUGAGGAUGCCGACGAGCGUACCAGCUGGGCCGGCAUUGUCUCCGAUGCCGAUGACAAUCAAGUCUCUGACUUUUACAACGACGCCAGCGCCUUUGCCUUGGACACAGCUGUCGAGCGUCACGUUCAUUUCGACGUCCCCUCCAGCGAUUCUGACUCGACCGACACUGAAGAUGAUGACCACAACGACCUCUUUCCCGACAUCUUCGUCUCCCAAAAUUCUCUGGAUCCCGCUUUCCGCAAAGAGAUUGAAAACGACCCUGACGAGGGCUCCUCCGACUCUGGUACCUUUUGGGACUAUUCUGGCCACCAUCACGUCGAAGAGGAAUCCGACGCUGAGGAUGUUAUUGGACAGCUCGCCGACGACGACACUCCCACCGCCACUCCCCACAUCCAGCACAUCAAGGACGAGGACACGGAAUCCAUCUAUGCCAAUGAACAAGACCUUGACGGCUAUGAAACCGAUGGCGACACAACUGAAGAAGACACGCCAGAGCCUCCUGUACGCAGGAAGACCAGGCGUCCCUCUGUGGCCAUUAGUGAAAUGACCGAUUCCGAGUCGGAGCCUGUAAAGAACCAGCGUGGCCAGCCCCGCGUCGGCCGCUUCAAAUUGGACCGUUCCGACAAGAAGCCCAUUGCCGUCUUGAACCCCCUCACCCGCAAAAUGAUGAUCUUCACCCCUCACCGCCGCCACCAUCUCGACCUGUCCCCCGAGCAGUUCAACUUUUCCUGGCCGAUCGAGGACCAAAAUACGCCUCUGCUUAGCAACUCUGCCAAUAUGAUGCUGAGUACAAUGCUCGCCUCCAACACCUUUGGCGACUUUGUCAAUCCCCAGACCCUUGGUCCCGCAGAUGACUUUUUUCCCUUUCCCCCGGAGGGUGUCGGCAUGGAGGGCAGCUCCUCUAGCAUAGAAGGUGAAGACGACGAUGCCGAAAAGAAUCUCGACAUUAGUGACUUUAUCACCUGGGACGAGGGUGACUCGUCGGGCGAGGAAAACGAAAAUGGCAACUGGCAGCCGUCAUCCACUCCUGCACGCCCCACGACAGCGUCUAGCGAAGUCGAUGUCCUCUCACACCUCAACUCGGAAACGGUCGGUGCUUUCCGUCGCAACCAGAUUAACCAGCAGUUGAUCUUAAGCAACCAGGCCACGCAGGACUCGCUGGCCUUUAGCGGGCCCUACAACUACACCGCCCUUCGCGGCCUCAAGUCGGACCGCUUCGAGACGGCUGCCAUUCCCCUGACGCCUGUUCGCCGCCACAAGAAGCACAUGAGUGACAUGGCCCGCAGCCCGCUCGAGAAGGCGUCGGCUAAGCGCAAAGCAUCGGGUGAGCAUACUAGCAACAACCACAAGCGACACCGCAGCAUCUCGGAUGUCAAUAUGCUACGAAUCUAA
Molecule: messenger RNA, 1716 nt
Organism: Cordyceps militaris CM01
Lineage: Eukaryota; Fungi; Ascomycota; Sordariomycetes; Hypocreales; Cordycipitaceae
Product: Amidase
Exons: 2
Coding region: 1-1716 (571 amino acids)
Source: RefSeq, a predicted model, not a curated record